Cataglyphis hispanica is the source of this 2735-nucleotide messenger RNA. RefSeq names its product zinc finger protein 271-like. The record is from RefSeq and is a predicted model, not a curated record. Lineage: Eukaryota; Metazoa; Arthropoda; Insecta; Hymenoptera; Formicidae. Gene Ontology annotation, cellular component: nucleus. The transcript is spliced from 3 exons. Gene Ontology annotation, biological process: regulation of transcription by RNA polymerase II. Bases 160 to 2334 code for a protein of 724 amino acids. Gene Ontology annotation, molecular function: RNA polymerase II cis-regulatory region sequence-specific DNA binding; zinc ion binding; DNA-binding transcription factor activity.
ACAUGAAUAUCAAAAGACAAACGAAAAAGAGAUAGUCAAUUGUUUCUAGUUACCUAGCCAAUUUGUUUGUCAUUGAAGAAGUUAAAUCAUGGUAGCACAAAAAUAUUGAGUUUGCCAUGAAAGAAUAUUUGUGCUCUUUUCAAGGAAAAGCUAUAAAAUAUGUUCAAAGCAGAAUCAAUUAGUACACUAAGUGAUCAUGAAGAUGAUAUUGAUGAUUUGGAUGGCUCUAUUGUAUGGUCCCAAGAAGAACCACUUUCUUCCAAUGAAAUAUUAGAAUUAUCGGUCCAAGAUGAAAAAGAAGAUAGUUUAAUUACUUUCUGUCGAUUGUGUGCUGGUCAAACAAAUAAUCCAAUAUAUAUCUAUUCUGAACUCGGGGAAUCAAUGAAAUUGGCACAUAAAAUAAAUACGUGUUUAAGUGUCAAGAUUAGAAAGACAGAUCCAUUACCAAAACAGCUUUGUUUGACUUGUAUCGAGAAAGUAAAUUGUUACAACAGGUUUGACACACAAUGUAUUAAAGCAGAAGAAAUCCUCUUGACAAUGUUAAAGGAGAGACAAUCUUUCAAUGCUUUUAAUUAUCAAAAUCAAAUUUUAUCUGACCGACAAUCCUGUCCCUUAUGUAUAAAGGGUUAUAUGAACACAUGUGAAAACAUGUCCCAGCAGGUGAAAGAUAUAGAAUUAUACGAAAACGAUAUAAUCUUAGAAAGCAGCGACGAAGAAAAUAUAUUUAAUAAUGUAAAUAUCGAUAAGGAAAGUGGAAAUUGUUCUAUUAUGUUACAAUGCCUAGGAAAUAGGCAAAAAUACUUGAAAUGCGGCGCGUGCAUGAAUCUCUAUCACACCAAGGAGACUUUAGAUAAUCACAAGUGCAAGCCCAAUAUGCAAAGCACAACGAAGCCAUAUAAGUGUUUUACGUGUGACACGACGUUUAGUUUCGAGGAACGUUUAAACUUCCAUACGCAAUUUCACAGAGGUGCGAAAGCGUUGUAUUGCGAAAUCUGUAAAAUAACUUUUGGUAAAGAAUUGAAGCUAUUCUAUCACUAUAAGAGAUACCAUUCUAAGGAUAUUCACAUCUCGUGUUUGCAAUGUGGAAAAUUAUUCGAGAAUCAAGAGACGCUCCGUAUGCACAUUUGCAUGGACGGUAAGAAUCGGCCACACAUUUGCGAGGUGUGUAACAAAGGUUUUUCCGACGGUUACACUUUGAAGCGUCACAUAGUAACACAUCUACCCGAGAAGCCUUACAAAUGUUCGCAAUGUUCGAAGAGCUUUACACAAAAAUCGAGAUUAAAUAAGCAUGUUGCAAGUCACUGCAUCGUUAUUGAAAACAAUCAGACGGUCUGGAAAUGUGUUCAAUGCGGCGAAGUAUUUAUCUCUUGCGAUGAUGCCGAUGCUCAUUGCAAAGUACACGAGGAUAAGAUCACGUUAAUCGAAGAGUUAUCGAUAUCGAAAUUGUAUCAUUGCGAAUUCUGCAACAGUCAUUUUACCGAAAUGGACAACCUGAAAAUUCAUCAAAAUAGACACGUCGUCGAGAAGCCGUACAUGUGUAACAUGUGUAAAACUACAUAUAAAUCAUUCGCAGAGGCCAUCUUACAUUGGAAAGAACACCAAAGAUUGUUUAAAGUUUUCGUUGUCUUUCUAUGCGAUAUCUGCAACAAAGACAUGAAGGAAUUAUCUCUAUUGUAUAAACAUAAGCAAAAGAGGCAUGACUAUGUAGCCAGAUUAUCCGAGUCCGGCGAUGCAAAGUUCGUAUGUGAACUUUGCGGAAAUAUAUUCGACAGAAGCGAAGAUAUACAGGAUCAUGGGCGAGAUCAGUGUUCCAAAUUUCCCUGUGAUAUUUGCGGCAAUCUACUGCCCACGGCGAAUUCGUUGAAUGCUCACAAAAGGCGGCACAAUGGACUGCGACCGUAUGUCUGUAAUAUCUGUGGAAAGAGCUACACUCAGUCCAGUCACAUGUGGACUCAUAAGAGAUUCCACAUGGGCGUCAAACCUUACGCUUGCGAAUAUUGCGAUCAGCGUUUCACGAUAAAACCGGAUUUGGCGGAUCACACCAGGAAGAAACAUACGAGGGAGAGGCCGUUCAAAUGUGAUGUCUGUAAUAAAGCUUUUCUCACCGGGUCCGUAUUUUAUCAGCACAGAUUAAUACAUCGUGGUGAUCGUAGAUACAAGUGCCAUUACUGUGAAAAGGCUUUCACCAGAACGGAAGCUUUAAAUAAUCACAUUAAGAUACAUACCGGGGAAAAGCCUCACGCGUGCGACGUAUGCGGCAGAUGCUUCAGACAGAAAGGAGAUAUGAGGAAACAUAGACGCACUCAACAUAAUUCUAAGCAGGAUACAUCUUGAAACUUUUGUCACAUUUCAAAUGCAAUGUGAAUUAUUGCUUUCAUCAUUAUGCUUGUGUUUUAAUCAUUAUAAUGAUAAAUAACAAAUAUGUACAUAAUAAUCUAUUUGUGCAACAUCAUACUAUACUAUAAUAUAAUGGAUACAAAAUCACACAAAUUAUUAAUUUAUCUGUUUUAUAAUAAAUAAAAUAUUUCACGCACACAGAGAAAAAGAGAAAGAGAGACAGAAGAGAUUAUAAAAAAUAUAUAAAAAAAUACUAAAAUAUAUAAGACAACAUAAAAUAAAAAAGGGAAUGUAUAAGUCAGAUAUAAUGUAUUAUGAUAUAUGUAUUAUGAUAUAUAACAUUAAAAAACAAUUUAUGUAAUAUAAACAUAUAUUAUAAAAGAUAUACAAUAACUUUA